This is a messenger RNA of Sturnus vulgaris (Common starling), 1678 nucleotides long. NCBI's taxonomy places the organism in Eukaryota, Metazoa, Chordata, Aves, Passeriformes, Sturnidae. The record is from RefSeq and is a predicted model, not a curated record.
CUGAGUCCUGCUGGUUCCUCCUCUGGAAGGGCUGAUCAAAGGCCACCAGCAGCAGAUGAGCCUUUAGAGCUGGAAGCAGAGCUGCAGGAAGCCAUGGGAGACAGUUCCCCUCCUUCCCCUGGGCUCCAUCAGGGAUUCAAGCAGGACCCAGCCCCCAGGAGCAAGAGGCUGUCGGAUUCUGCAGUGCAGGUGCAGGCCCUGCAGUCAGCUAAGAAAGCCUGCGUGCUGAGCCGUGGCUGCAGCACUCCAGAUCCAGCAGGGAAUCCUCUGUUCCCUUCCCCAGGCUCUGGCUUCUCCUUUUUUCAGGAUGAGAGUGGCCAGGAUGAGGUCGGUGCCAGUUUUUCCGUGUCCAAAUAUGACGACGUGGCCAUUUCCCUGAACAUCAGCAGGUGUUUCGACGACAGCGAGAUGGAUGAUUCCCUGCUGGAGCUGUCAGGCAGCGAGAAAGGGAAUUCCCCCUUUGAUUACACCGAGGAAGAGAUCCAGGAAAUCCUGGCAGAUGAUUCCAUGGAAGCUGAGCAGCAGCAGCAGCACCUUGCUGGUGAAAGCCACUUGAGCCAAAGUGCGAGUGGGGAGAGCGACAAGGCCGAGAGCAGCGGUUGCACCAUGGGGACAUCGGUCAGUGAGGUGGCCUCAGAGGUCACAGAGGAGCCAAAAGAACCUCAGGGACAUCCCUCAGGCAGCUCUGGGUGUGAUCCUGGCUUUUUAAAUGCUCUGGAUGGGGCCCAGCUGCAGCAGGAGCUGGACCUUGACCUGCAGGAGCUGCUGAGCCUGAGCCCGUUCGCUGCCGCCUGCUCUGAUGAGGCUCUGGAGGAAAAUAACCUGGAAAGAGAAACUUUGGAUGCAAUGAUAGAUGAUUGCUUGGGAUAUUCCACAGCUGCUGGGAGGUGCAUUCCUGAAAAAUCCUCAGAAGGGGUGAUGCCUAAAGGCCAGGAAAGCCUGGCUCAGGAUUGCCCAGGAAGAUCCCUGCCCUCAUCCGACCUUCCCUGUAGCCAGAGCACAGGGGAUGAGAGUCCAGCAUCUGUGUUGCCACCAAAAAAAGAACUUCCCAAAGCAGCAACGAGCUGUUCCUCAAGGAAAUCAGGCUCUCCAGAGGAUGCUGAAAGGGAAUCCACAGGAGCUGAGCAGCCACCAGGCAGCACUAAAUUAAGUGACACAGCUGUAGGCCAGACUGGGCAGGAAGAGCCACUCAGAGGGAAAAAAAGUGGCAAAAUAAUUCUUGUCCCACGGAAGGAAGAAGAAAGGCCGAAACAACGGACCUGCAUUUCAGAAGCACAGCCUGAGCAAAAGAAACGUUUCUCUCCAGGCUGUGCCAAUCCAAGUGAGGAAAAGUGUGGCUAUUACCUCAGGAUUUCCCUUCCUGGCCAGAUGUUUUGCAGAACACGGAUGAGGAGGUGGAUGCCAGCGAGUGACAAUCACGACGUCUUGUUUUGCAAAUCGCUCCGACAAUGUUUCACCUCCCCAGUCAUCACGGCUCGGAGUGAGAGUGAGGGAUGCAGUCCAUCUCUCAGGUGUCAGGCUGUCAUGCUUCAAUGAUGUUCACUGAGGGCUUGUUUUUUGGAAACUAGGAGAGAAAAACAAAGGGAAAACGGAUGUAUAGAAGGGAAAAAUCACAUCAGAGCUCGGUGCAGUCUGCAGGUCGUGUUUUGUGAAAAUUCUCCUUCCCACCUCUUCACGA